Lipotes vexillifer (Yangtze River dolphin) is the source of this 4662-nucleotide messenger RNA. RefSeq names its product dual oxidase 2 (gene DUOX2). Bases 1 to 4662 code for a protein of 1553 amino acids. Gene Ontology annotation, molecular function: superoxide-generating NAD(P)H oxidase activity; peroxidase activity; heme binding. The record is from RefSeq and is a predicted model, not a curated record. NCBI's taxonomy places the organism in Eukaryota, Metazoa, Chordata, Mammalia, Artiodactyla, Lipotidae. The transcript has 34 exons. Gene Ontology annotation, biological process: superoxide anion generation; defense response; response to oxidative stress. Gene Ontology annotation, cellular component: NADPH oxidase complex; plasma membrane.
AUGCUCCGUGCAAGGCCAGAGGCCCUGGUGCUCCUGGGAGCUCUGCUGACUGCACUCCUGGACCCAGCGGGAGGCCAGGACUCACUCUCGCUGACCUGGGAAGUGCAGCGCUAUGACGGCUGGUUCAACAACCUGAGGCACCACGAGCGUGGCGCUGCCGGCUCCCGACUGCGGCGCCUUGUACCAGCUAAUUACGCGGACGGCGUGUAUCAGGCUCUGGGGGAGCCGCUGCUACCCAACCCGCGCCGACUCAGCAACGCCGCCAUGCGGGGCACAGCCGGGCAGGCAUCCGGCCGCAAUCGCACAGUGCUGGGGGUCUUCUUUGGCUACCACGUGCUCUCAGACCUGGUGAGCGUGGAAAAGCCUGGUUGCCCGGCCGAGUUCCUCAACAUCCACAUCCCGCCCGGAGACCCCGUGUUCGAUCGCGACCAGAACGGGGACGUGGUGCUGCCCUUCCAGAGGAGCCGCUGGGACCCCGAGACCGGACAGAGCCCCAGCAACCCCCGGGACCUGACCAACGAGGCGACGGGCUGGCUGGACGGCAGCGCCAUCUAUGGCUCUUCGCACUCCUGGAGCGACGAGCUGCGCAGCUUCAACGGUGGGCAGCUGGCGUCGGGGCCCGACCCCGCCUUCCCCCGGAACGCGCAGGACCCGCUGCGCGUGUGGACUGCGCCCGACCCCGCCACGGGACGGCGCGGGCCCCGGGGGCUGUACGCUUUCGGGGCGGAGCGAGGGAACCGCGAGCCCUUCCUGCAGGCGCUGGGCCUGCUCUGGUUCCGCUACCACAACCUGUGGGCGCAGAGGCUGGCCCGCCAGCACCCGCUCUGGGGGGACGAGGAGCUGUUCCAGCACGCGCGCAAGAGGGUCAUCGCCACCUACCAGAACAUCGCGAUGUAUGAGUGGCUGCCCAGCUUCCUGCAGCAAGCACCGCCGAAUUACACAGAGUACCGCCCUUUCCUGGACCCCAGCAUCUCCCCGGAGUUCCUGGCGGCCUCUGAGCAGUUCUUCUCCACCAUGGUGCCCCCUGGCGUCUACAUGAGAAACACCAGCUGUCAUUUCCAGAUGGUCCUGAAUGAGGGUUUUGGCAGCUCCCCAGCUCUCAGAGUCUGCAACAGCUACUGGAUUCGGGAGAACCCCAAUCUGAACAGUGCCGAGGCAGUGAAUCAUCUGCUGCUGGGAAUGGCCUCCCAGAUUUCAGAGCUGGAGGACAGGAUAGUGGUUGAAGAUCUGAGGGAUUACUGGCCUGGCCCUGGCAAGUUCUCCCGCACUGACUAUGUGGCCAGCAGCAUCCAACGUGGCCGAGAUAUGGGGCUGCCCAGCUACAGCCAAGCUCGACAGGCCUUGGGGCUGGAGACCCCAGAGAACUGGAGUGACCUCAACCCCAAAGUGGACCGUCAGGUGCUGGAGGCCACAGCUGCCCUGUACAACCAGGACGUGUCCCGGCUGGAGCUACUCCCCGGGGGCCUCCUGGAGAGCUAUGGGGACCCUGGACCCCUCUUCAGCACCAUCGUCCUCGAUCAGUUUUUUGUGCGACUGCGGGAUGGCGACCGCUACUGGUUUGAGAACAGCAGGAAUGGGCUAUUCUCCACGGAGGAAAUUGCAGAAAUCAGAAACACCACUCUUCGGGACGUGCUGGUGGCUGUCACCAGCGUGAACCAUGGUGCCCUGCAGCCCAAUGUCUUUAUUUGGCAACAAGGUGCACCCUGCCCUCAGCCCCGGCAGCUCAGAAGUGAAGACUUGCCCCCCUGUGUGCCCCUGACUGUGACUCAUUUCUUUGAGGGCAGUGGUCCUGGUUUUGGCAUCACCAUCGUGGCUCUGUGCUGUCUUCCCCUAGUGAGCCUGCUUAUCUCUGGGGUGGUGGCCUAUUUCCGGGGUCAAGAGCUCAAGAAGCUACAAAGGAAAGGCAGAGAGAGUGUGAAGAAGGAAGCAGCCAAAGAUGGAAUGUCAGCGAUGGAGUGGCCGGGACCCAGGGAGAGGAGCUAUCCCAUCACCAUCCAGCUGCUCCCAGACAGGCGUCUGCAGGUCCUGGACAGGCGUCUCUCUGUGCUCCGUACCGUCCAGCUGAGGCCCCCGCAGCAGGUCCACCUCAUCCUGUCCAGCAACCGCGGAUGCCGCGCCCUGCUGCUCAAGAUCCCCAAGGAGUAUGACCUGGUGAUGCUGUUUAACUCCGAGGAAGAGCGAGGCACCUUCGUGCAGCAUCUGCAGGGCUUCUGUGUGAGCUCGGCUCUGGGCCUUGAUGUGGCUGAGAUGAGUGAGAACGAGCUGUUCAGGAAGGCUGUGACCAAGCAGCAGCGGGGCCGCAUCCUGGAGGUCUUCUUCAGACACCUCUUUGCCCAGGUGCUAGACAUCAACCAGGCAGAUGCCGGGACCCUGCCCCUGGACUCCUCACAGAAGGUGCGGGAGGCCCUGACAUGUGAGCUGAGCCGGGCUGAGUUUGCCGAGUCCCUGGGCCUCAAGCCCCAGGACAUGUUUGUGGAGUCCAUGUUUUCUCUGGCCGACAAGGACGGCAAUGGCUACCUGUCCUUCCGGGAGUUCCUGGACGUCCUGGUGGUCUUCAUGAAAGGCUCCCCAGAGGACAAGUCCCGCUUGAUGUUCACCAUGUAUGACCUUGAUAGGAAUGGCUUCCUCUCCAAGGACGAGUUCUUUACCAUGAUGCGGUCCUUCAUCGAGAUCUCCAACAACUGCCUGUCCAAGGCCCAGCUGGCUGAGGUGGUGGAGUCCAUGUUCCGGGAGUCGGGCUUCCAGGACAAGCAGGAGCUGACGUGGGAGGACUUCCACUUCAUGCUGCGGGACCACAACAACGAGCUCCGCUGCACCCAGCUCUGCGUCAAGGGUGGAGGUGGAGGUGUCUUCUUGUUCUCCCCAGGUAUCGGAGACAUUCUUAAACCAAACGUCAGCUGUCGAGUGUCAUUCAUCACUCGGACUUCUGGGGAACGUUCUUGCCCUCAGGGAGUGGGGCUCCCUGUCUCAGAAGCCCCAGAGUUGGGAGGCCCUGGCUUGAAGAAGAGGUUUGGCAAAAAGGCAGGGGUGCCCCCUCCCCGGCUAUACACAGAGGCGCUGCAGGAGAGGAUGCAGAGGGGCUUCCUGGCCCAGAAGCUGCAGCAGUACAAGCGCUUCGUGGAGAACUACCGGCGGCACAUCGUGGUCGUGGCAGUCUUCUCAGCCAUCUGUGCCGGACUGUUUGUGGAGCGUGCUUACUACUAUGGCUUUGCCUCGCCACCCUCGGGCAUUGCAGAGACCACCCUCGUGGGCAUCAUCCUGUCGCGGGGCACGGCGGCCAGUGUCUCCUUCAUGUUCUCCUACAUCCUGCUCACCAUGUGCCGCAACCUCAUCACCUUCCUGCGAGAGACCUUCCUCAACCGCUACGUGCCCUUCGAUGCCGCCGUGGACUUCCAUCGCUGGAUCGCCAUGGCUGCUGUCGUCCUGGCCAUUUUGCACAGUGCUGGCCACGUGGUGAAUGUCUACAUCUUCUCAGUCAGCCCCCUCAGCCUGCUGGCCUGCAUCUUCCCCAGCGUCUUUGUGAAUGAUGGGUCCAAGCUUCCCCAGAAGUUCUACUGGUGGUUCUUCCAGACAGUCCCAGGUAUGACAGGGGUGCUCCUGCUCCUGGUUCUCGCCAUCAUGUACGUCUUCGCCUCCCACCACUUCCGGCGCCGCAGCUUCCGGGGCUUCUGGCUGACCCACCACCUCUACAUCCUGCUCUAUGUGCUGCUCAUCAUUCAUGGCAGCUUCGCUCUGAUCCAACUGCCUCGUUUCCACAUCUACUUCCUGGUGCCAGCACUUAUCUAUGUGGGGGACAAGCUGGUGAGCCUGAGCCGGAAGAAGGUGGAGAUAGGCGUGGUGAAAGCAGAACUGCUGCCUUCAGGAGUGACCCACCUUGAGUUCCAGCGGCCCCAAGGCUUUGAGUACAAGUCAGGACAGUGGGUGCGGAUCGCCUGCCUGGCUCUGGGGACCAACGAGUACCACCCCUUCACCCUGACUUCUGCGCCCCAUGAGGACACGCUUAGCCUGCACAUCCGGGCAGCAGGGCCCUGGACCACCCGCCUCAGGGAGAUCUACUCACCCCCGACGGGUGACAGCUGUACCAAACAUCCAAAGCUGUACCUCGAUGGACCAUUUGGAGAGGGCCACCAGGAGUGGCAUAAGUUUGAGGUGUCCGUGCUGGUGGGAGGGGGCAUUGGGGUCACCCCCUUUGCCUCCAUCCUCAAAGACCUGGUCUUCAAGUCAUCCUUAGGCAGCCAAAUGCUCUGUAAAAAGACCUACUUCAUCUGGGUGACACGGACCCAGCGGCAGUUUGAGUGGCUGGCUGACAUCAUCCGGGAGGUGGAGGAGAACGACCACCAGGACCUGGUGUCCGUGCACAUCUACGUCACCCAGCUGGCUGAGAAGUUCGACCUCAGGACCACCAUGCUGUACAUCUGUGAGCGGCACUUCCAGAAGGUGCUGAACCGGACCGUGUUCACGGGCUUGCGCUCCAUCACCCACUUUGGCCGACCCCCCUUCGAACCCUUCUUCGACUCUCUGCGGGAGGUCCACCCAAAGGUGAGGAAGAUCGGGGUGUUUAGCUGCGGCCCUCCAGGAAUGACCAAGAAUGUAGAGAAGGCCUGUCAGCUCAUCAACAGGAAGGACCAGGCCCACUUUGUGCACCACUAUGAGAACUUCUGA